AUGGAAAUAUCCCAACUCGCAGUGCCCUCUGUCUACUUCCUCAUCUUCUUCCUCGGCUACCCCUCGCAAUGGCUGCUAAUGCACCUGGAACCCCAGCCGCUAACAAGAAAUGAACUCUUGGUCUCGAACGUCUUGUUAGUGCUGAUUUGGAUUACCUAUACGAGAGCCGUGUUUGUGGACCCGGGACGGAUACCGCGGGAUUGGGCGCAGAGGCUGGGGGAGCUGGGGGUUACCGGGGAGGGGAUGGAAGAGGAGGAGAAGGGGGAGGGAGAAGGAAAUAGUUUUGCGGCGGUGAAGAGUAGGAAAUGGUGUCGGAAGUGUGAUGCUGCGAAGCCGCCGAGGGCGCAUCAUUGCAAGGAGUGUAAAAGGUGA
Molecule: messenger RNA, 372 nt
Organism: Plenodomus lingam JN3
Lineage: Eukaryota; Fungi; Ascomycota; Dothideomycetes; Pleosporales; Leptosphaeriaceae
Source: RefSeq, a predicted model, not a curated record